Molecule: messenger RNA, 4218 nt
Organism: Hipposideros armiger (great roundleaf bat)
Lineage: Eukaryota; Metazoa; Chordata; Mammalia; Chiroptera; Hipposideridae
Gene: ADO
Product: 2-aminoethanethiol dioxygenase
Exons: 1
Coding region: 194-1006 (270 amino acids)
Cellular component (GO): mitochondrion
Molecular function (GO): oxidoreductase activity, acting on single donors with incorporation of molecular oxygen, incorporation of two atoms of oxygen
Source: RefSeq, a predicted model, not a curated record
GGCAAACGCGCCCGGCCGUUGCGGGCGCGUGGGUGCUGAGUUUGGCGCCAGCUGUGCCGCGCGCCCGACGGACCGGUAGUUGCGGGACCUCCCGCCUCGCCCGGGGCUGCGCGCAGCCGUGGCGGCCGCCGGAGACCGCAAGGGGCGGAGGAAAGGAGGGGGCCGGCCGCGGCACGCGGGGGAACAUCCGAGCAUGCUCGGAGACAACAUGGCCUCCCUGAUCCAGCGGAUCGCCCGUCAGGCGUGCCUCACCUUCCGGGGCAGCGGGGGCGGCCGCGGCGCUUCCGACCGCACCGCGGUCCCAGACCCCGAGGCGCCGGUGCCGCAGGGCUUCCCGGAGAACCUGAGCAAACUGAAGAGCCUUCUGACCCAGGUCCGCGCCGAGGACCUGAACAUCGUCCCGCGCAAGGCCACGCUGCAGCCCCUGCCGCCCAACCUGCCACCGGUUACCUACAUGCACAUUUACGAGACGGACGGCUUCAGCCUCGGCGUGUUCCUGCUCAAGAGCGGCACAUCCAUCCCGCUGCACGACCACCCGGGCAUGCACGGCAUGCUCAAGGUGCUCUACGGCACCGUUCGCAUCAGCUGCAUGGACAAGCUGGAGGCGGCAGGCGGGCAGCGGCCGCGGGCUCCACCGCCAGAGCAGCAGUUCGAGCCGCCGCUGCAGGCCCGGGAGCGGGACGCCGUGCGGCCCGGCGUGCUGCGCUCGCGGGCCGAGUACACCGAGGCCAGUGGCCCCUGUGUCCUUACGCCACACCGGGACAACCUGCACCAGAUCGACGCUGUGGACGGGCCCGCCGCCUUCCUGGACAUCCUGGCCCCGCCCUACGACCCCGACGACGGCCGGGACUGCCACUAUUACCGGGUGCUGGAGCCCGUCAGGGCCAAGGAGGCCUCCGGAUCGACCUGUGACCUUCCUCGAGAGGUGUGGCUCCUGGAGACCCCGCAGGCCGAUGACUUCUGGUGCGAGGGGGAACCUUAUCCAGGUCCCAAGGUCUUCCCUUGAAGCCGCAGGCACCCGGGAGUGGUAGGCCAAAGACGUGCCCAACUCAGUUCUGGACCUGGCAGCCAGCGACCCACCACAAGGGCUCUCCCAACCCCCAGGCCUGGGCAUUGGAUAUACUAGAGUAGGCUGUAGCUGCUGCUUCGAGAGCCUUGGGAAGCGCGGACGAAUGGGACCGCAGCCACUGGGCACGGUUAUGGGGGCGGGGUAGGCAGGGAGGCAAGGUUGUUUCCUGACUCUGUCACUGCCACCAGUGUUUUGAUUUGGGGGGAGGGGAGCAGGGGACUAUGUGAAGCGCUUCCAUCCUAAAGCCAUAAUGAAAAUGUUCUUCCCUCCGUUCCUCAUCCUAUACAAAAUACACUGAGAGGUUUUCUCAUCCCUCCCCCACCCCCUCCUUGGGUAAAUGGGGUUUGUUUUCCACUUACGUUCUUAUGCCCUUUUACUCCUUAUAGUUUUAACUUAUUGACUGUGCAUGACCCAGUGAUUUGAAUUGAUUAUAGUUCAAGUCAUUGGUAAAAACCCGACUUAAAGAGAUGAGCUGUUUAAAGUGAGCUGUCCUGCCUGAUUAAUUUGUUGUGCAAAUUAAAUCAUUUUUUCCAGAGUUAGGAGAUCAUCCCCAAAACAUAACUAUGCAUGUAGAGGACAAGAUUUAUUUUCUUUCCUUCCCUUGCCCGGUAGCCACAUCUGGUUUACUCCGGCAGCAUCUACUAAGAAAUUCACACCUGUGUAUCUCAGUGACAAAUAGUCACAUAGAGCUUAUCUUCCCCUUGAGUCUCCAGAUGUGUGAGUUGAGCCGAUUUCUCUUUGCAGAUUCGCCUUUAAUGCAAAAAAUAUAUUACCCUCAAGUGACUUUUUUUGUCUUACUGUACUUUAAGAGGUGGUAGGGUAAUUUUGUAUUGUCUAACCAGAAGAUUCAGAGGAGCUGAAUCAGUAUGCUUCCAAACACCUGAAUGUAAAACACCCCUAGCCAGCUGUUGAAUUCCAUGUCCCUAUUUACUUCUAGUAUUUUCCUGCAAAAGUAGAGAAAGUGUGGGUGACUGUUUCAAAUUCAGCUCUGAUGUUCCAGAGGGCUGGUGCUUUCAGCUGUGUUGUUGGUGGCAGUGUUCUCAGAACCCUCCCUCAAACAGGAGAGAGCCAGUGCUUCAUCUUUUCUGUAGGAAGAAAGAGAAGGCACUGGUCAUCAAGGCUGGGGAAUUGAGAAUUAACAAUACUGCUGGCCAGUUUAGAGCACCAAAACUUGGGACCAAACACUUCGCACUCCUCGUCUCCAAAUGAACAGUUGUGCUAUUUAUGACUAGUUUUAUUUUUGUCCUUUUAAUAAGCUGAGCAACUUGACCUUGUUUACAGAGGCAUUGACACCAUUUGCUUCAGGCCAUGGAGCACUAUUGUUUCCCUCUUUUUAUUAUUUACAAGAUUGCUUUUUUCACAAACUUUUAAUAAAAACAAACUGUAGAAAUAAACACAUUAAAAUUUGCCCAGCUGUUGUCUAAGCCCUCUUGAUUGACUUGCCCAUGUGGCAAUCGAGUUCUAAUAGCUGUACUAAAGGGAGAUUUGCUAUUGGCGGAAAGUGUCAACCUUGUAGGGAAACAGUAUGUGCCUUUGCCUCUUUAUGCACACUGGGUUUUAGAGGCCCAAAGUGAAGGAAUAUUUGUUCCCAAUUUUUAAAAGAGAAUUAAAAAGCAAAUUCUUGCUUUUUUUUUUCUCUCUUUACAAAAAUGAUGCUUAUUCAAUGUGUAAUGCCACUAUGUUAUAAAACCUGACAGGCGUAAUACCAAGCGUCUCCUAACAUUGGUUUAUGGUAGCUUCAUGUUCUGGUGUGGUAUAAUGUACCUUGGAGGCAGUUUUAAAGCAGACCUUCAUGCCAUUCAGUUUGGAAAUCAGUUCUAGAUAUGCAAAUGAUGAUUUUCUUAGAGAAGUGUUCACCAAAUGGGUUUUUUUCAUAGCACAGUAUAGGUAUCGAUCUCAUAUCUACCUGGUUUGAAUUAUUGUAGCAAAAAGUUGAUUAACUUAUAAAAAUUGUCAAUAGUGAUGUGUAUGUUAUAAUACAAUCUGGAGUACAUUAAACUAACCUAUAAAAACUCUGGCAAUAGGAGAGUAAUAAAGGAGGAAUUGUUUUCCCAAAUUUCAUUAUGAAAAGUUUUAAAGUUCUCAAGUACAAACAAGUUGAAUGAAAGAAACCAAGGUGCUUUUCAAAAGAAUAAGUGAAAUCGUUGCAGGCCAAAACAGCAAUAUGAUACCUCUAAUUUAGUUCAAUGAGAAUAGUGAAACUUUUGAUUCACUAACAAAUUCUGAAUAACUUAAUGGUGAACACAAAAUGUAUCUUGUUUUAGUGAGCCACUAAGGAAAGAAUAUUAACUACAAAGAUAAAUGUGGUGCAGAAAAACCUUACACCUUUCUGCAUAAACUUAAAUCAUGACUGUGCUGCUCUGUGUUUUCUUAUAUUCCUGCAAUAUAGAGUGUAUUUCAGUAACAACUGUGGGAAAAAGUUGUCUUCCCCUACAAAGGCUGAGCACAAUGAUACUAAUCACUUAAUUUUUCUGUUGAAUAACAAAUGCAAUAAUUGCCACUCAUGGGUGAAAAGUUGUCUAAUUACUUCUAAAGCCUUUUAAUUCUCUGGUUAUAUCAAAGGCCACUUAUAUCAAUGGAGAGUAUUGUGUACCUACCUACUAUUUUAUGAGAAUUGAAUUUUUACUAAGCCUGAUUUGCAUGGAUUGAGUUUAUACCAAUUGCUGUUUAUUAAUGAAAAUGGUGGGCCUAUUUUUAAAGUAAUAUGUGUUUGUCAACCGGAGUGGGUUCUCUGACCUUUUAACAUAGCCCUUAACUUCUCCCCAAAUCCACAACUUUCAUCCCCCCUUUUGCAUUGUCCCCUUGUAGGUGCCUCAGUCCUGGCAUCUCAGGACUCUGUCAUCACUCAUCUUGUGCUAUGGCUCUACUGCUCAAUGAAGAAGCAAUAUAUCUUUAAUUCAGGACUCUGCCCAGUGCUAUUCAACUCUAACCUGAGGGCAGUAACACUCAUGUAACUCCUGGUCUGAAUUCAGAACUUCAGGUUACAAGCAAGCUGACCACUGAUUGCUUCAGUGCAAUACGGCAUCUACUGUCAAGGAAAUCAUUUGUUAAACCCUAUUUAGUUACUGAAUCUUCAGGUCCAGGGAUGUUUACAUUUCUGGGUCCAAAUCAGUGUACUUAUGGAAAAUAAAGGCAUGUUUGAAAUUGUU